Molecule: messenger RNA, 2723 nt
Organism: Oreochromis niloticus (Nile tilapia)
Lineage: Eukaryota; Metazoa; Chordata; Actinopteri; Cichliformes; Cichlidae
Exons: 3
Coding region: 1-2196 (731 amino acids)
Source: RefSeq, a predicted model, not a curated record
AUGCCCACAUAUGCUACGGAUGGAGAGUGGACCCUCGUUCGGCGACGCAGGGGCCGGAGAGGGGACCGCGACUGGAGAGCUGAGGAGAUCGCACGCAGACCACCUCGCCGAAGCAGCUAUCCAUCUCGAGAGGCGGAAUCGGGGGAGAAACCAGCCGGCAGCAGACCGCUAUGCAGCCCGCCAGGAGAGCUGGAGAGGAGAUCGCGGCUGGGAGCUGACGAGGACGCACGCCGACCACCUCGGCGCAGCAGCCAUCCAUCUCGAGAAGGUCGGAGGACCUAUGCGGCGGUCGUGAGAGAGGAACACCGCAACGGUCAGCCAGGCUUUUUCCACGCACCACAGCGGAACCGGGGGAGGGACCGUCCGGCACCGGACCGCUAUGCAGCCCGCCAGGAGAGCUGGAGAGGAGACCGCGGCUGGAGAGCUGAGGAGGACGUACGCCGACCACCUCGACGCAGCAGCUACCCAUCUCGAGAAGGUCGGAGGACCUAUGCGGCGGCCGUGGGAGAGGAUCACCGCAGCGACGAGCCGGACUUUUUCCACGCACCACAGCGGAGCCGGAGGGGAGAACAGCCGGCGACAGACCGCUAUGCAGCCCGGCAAGGAAGUCGGACCGGACGGGACCGACGAUUCGAACGGAGAACGGCUCGGGACAAUCGGUAUGUGAGACGCACUCGCGCUGAGCGAGCUGGACCUCCUGUUAACAAAAUAAUUUCAGAUGAUCCGGACUUUUCUAAAAAGGUCCGCAUUAUUCACAGACUUAUUAAGACAGUACAUCAUUUGAAAAAUGUGACUAGUGACACUUAUCCUCCUUCUUUAAACAAAAUAGCACACAAUUUAAAGACUGUUAUUAAACCGGCCGUCCCUACCAAACACACACAAAAUAAGAUUGAGGAGAACGCUAAAAACUGGGCCCGUACAACCAUGGUGAUCCUCCGGCAACAUUACACUCAGAGCGUAGAGGAGGAAUUAAAGGCUCUCUCUGAGUGUUCUAAACAGGACUGGGAGGGCCCGUUCGAGAUAGCAACAUCCUGGGCCAAGAGGAACCUGGGCCGCCGCCUCCAACCUGACUCUCUGGAACAGGCCAGAGCUGAGAUCGUGGCCAAACUGGGGGACCUGGGGACUGCCACUUCAACAGAGGAGGGCCCACCUGCACCCCGCACAACAUCCAAAACAACGACGGCAACGAUGACGGACCACGUCGCUGGAGACUGGUCACCUUCUUCUGAGAUGGAGCAGGAGCAAGAGAGGGAUCUGACACCUUCCUCCCCUCCAGAAUCUUCACAACCAGCAGAGCCCAAUCUGGCCACACCGAAGGAGCAGAGGGUGUUGAGAUUCGCCGCCUCGAUCCCAGAGACGCCAUCCCAGGAACGGCCAUGCUCUCCCUCCACCCAACCACCACAAUCUGGUGAAAUGAUGGACACUGAGGGACUGGACCUCACACAGGGGGAAGUCACCCCCAAAAAGACAAAGCGGGUUAACACUUUAACAGUGGCUAAACCGCAACCAGUGUCUCACCCGGGACCAUCUCGCAGCGGCUUAGACAGACUCACUUCCUGUGUGCAAACCCGGCUUCAGCUUCAAGCAGCAGAGGAAGAAUCAUCUUCUUCAUCAUCUCUUCCUCCUUCACCAGCCUCACCGGGACAGCAGGUGCGGACGCCGACCAGACAUCCCAACACACACAGGAAAUUGAGAGACUGGCACCUGCAUGUGAAAGAGCCCUGGCUCGUCGUCGGCGAUUCUAAUGUUAGCAGACUGCCCCCCUUUGCAGCUGACAGUUUGCAGAUCGAUGGCUUCCCGGGAGCCAAAUGGUGGCAUGCAGAGUACCUCCUGGAGAAAGCCACUAUUGCUACACCGGUGACAAAACUAAUCCUGUCUUUUGGCAUUAAUAACAGGUCCCAGAGAGACAAGAAUAUGCCAGUGGUGGAACUGAAAAGGGCCCUGAAAGUAGCCCGGCAGAAGUUCCCUGAGGCUAACAUUUAUGUGCCUGAGAUUAACUUUUCUUCUGCUCUUCCUCAGGUGGAAAAGGACACUUUGAUGUACUUGAACACUUUCAUUACAGGACUAAAGGAUCACAUUCCAGCCCUCACCUCAGACAUUUUCACUACAGAGGAGGAUGACAUUCACUGGUCAUAUGGAACCUCAGAGGCAAUGUUACAACACUGGGAGAUGUAUGUAAAUGGGGAGUCCCCAUAAGCCUGACACAUCGGGAGGGGUCAAGUGAUUUACAUGUUGUUGAUGGUGUUAUGAACUUGUCUAAAAAAUUCCAUCCUUCCACUGCUCAGCGGAGCCUACUGAAUAGAGGCCUGACUUUUAUCCCCACAAAGGGCUACAACAAAAAUUUACAAUUACAAUGCAAAUAUGACAUUCAGCAGUACCAUAGGAGGAUCAAAUUGGCUGCCUUUUAUGGGGAUAAAGAGGAGACUCAAUCUCAGCCCUUCACUCCAAAAUCAUACUGGUCCCCGCCCAAUGCUCAGCUCCCACCCCAAAUUCUUACUUUGAUCAAAACAGAUAAUGAAUAUUUUCAAAACCACUUUCAUGUAGACAGAGUUAAACCCAAUUUGACAGUAGAAGAGACAAAAGCUCUAACAGAAUUAAAACAAAACAAGCAAAUUAUUAUAAAACCGGCAGACAAAGGAAGCGCAGUUGUAAUUUUGGACAGGGACCAGUAUUUGGAGGAAGGCUACAGACAAUUAAACGACAAAACAUAUUAUUUAAAAUUA